This is a messenger RNA of Microbotryum saponariae, 3683 nucleotides long. The record is from the annotation of a GenBank genome assembly. NCBI's taxonomy places the organism in Eukaryota, Fungi, Basidiomycota, Microbotryomycetes, Microbotryales, Microbotryaceae.
AUGGUGUAUAUUUCGAAACACCAACUGACCGUGGCGCUCCUAGCGUCCGCGGCCACCGCAUCUGCUUACCGUGAGUUCCUCAAGUCUGCACUUCGGCCCCACCAUCGAGUGGUGCUGGUGCGACGUCCAUGAAGACGAUCGCAGCGACGAGCGAUUCCGAGUUGAUGCUGCGGUAUUUGGCUGCAACACUGGUGGUCUUUCGACCAUUCCAUCAGCUUGUAGCUGUCACCCAGGGGCUUCGGGCUUGUCACUCUCUGCGGCUGCACCAUUGCUGCGAUGGGCGAUUCGGUCGGAGCAGCCGAUUCGAGCUCCCGCUCGCACUCCGCGCUCAGAAUGUCGUCACACCCCAGAAAACCCUGGCGGCCAUGAUCGCUCCCCCUCGGAGUUUCGUCGACUCAUGCUUCUUUUUGUCUUUUCUUUUCUUACCAUUUUCGGAUUGCAGAACGGGACAUCUCCGAUUGGGGACAAUCCGACAUCAAGAAGUACCUGCAAGACCACAAUGUGCCCAACGUCGCCAACUUGAACGUCGAGCAAUUGCGCGAGCUCGCUCAGACCCACUACGAGGCUUCGGCCAAGGGCGUCCAACACCACUUCAACAAUGCGGCUGGAGCCGUGUACUCGACCUGGUCCGACUCGGACCUGCGUGCUUUCCUGCUUAAGAAGGGCAUCGUCUCGCCGCAGUCCAAGCGUGAAGAGUUGCUCGUCCUCGCUAAGCAGUACGGCGCCGAUGCGCAGCAGGGCGCCGACAACGUCGCCAGUUCCAUCUCGAGUGCCGCUGGCUCGACCUACACCGCUGCUUCCAAAGCUGGCCAAGCGGCCUUCGAGGCCGCGGCCAACGCUCCUUCGGUGGCAUACGACACCGCGGCGUCCGCUCUUCAAGGUAAGUUCUGCUCUCCCAUCGGCUUCGGAUUUGAACUCGUCUUCGGAACAAGAGCCGUAGCUCACGUCUGAAUUCUACUGCCCACCCAUAGAUUCGUCUGACUACAUCUACAGCACCUGGUCGGACUCUGACCUCAAGGCGUGGUUGGUCGAACACAACUUAAUCAAGUCCGAUGCCAAGACGAGGCGUGACGAGAUGCUCGACAUAAUUCGCAAGCCGUACAACGACGCUGCCACCAACGUUUACGACACGUGGAGCGAUCGUUACCUGGUGAGUUGCUUCUUUCUUUAAAGACGUGUCUUGAAUUGCAAUCCCACUGACACAAGCUUAUGUUGUCGCGCCACAGCAAAAAUGGCUCGAAAACCACAACGUCAUUGACUCGCCUGCCAAGAAGACUCGCCAAGACUUACUCGACUCGGUCGGCAAGUACUACUACGAUGCUCGCGACACAACCUACACUUCAUGGUCGGACAACGCCGUGCGACGCUGGCUCGAAUCGCGUGGCGUGAUCAAGCCGCAGGAGCAGAAGAAGGCCGAGGAGUUGCGCGACCUGAUCUCGGACAACUAUUAUUCGCUUCGGGACCGCGCCUACCAGUCCUGGGACGACUCGGCCCUGCAGCAAUGGCUCGUUGACCAUGGCAUUGUCGAGCCCCCUACCCAACGCGCUGCAUUGCUCAAGCAGGUCAAGGACAUGUACUACUCGACCGAGGAGGCGGCUUGGUCCCUCUGGUCCGACGCUCAACAGCGUGCUUGGCUCGUCAAGGAGAACGUCGUCAAGGCCCCUGAAGCGGCGAACCUCAAGCGACACGAGCUCGAGGACCUCAUCGCCAAGAACUGGCACAAGGCCGGCGACGUCCUCACCUCUGCGUGGAGCGAAAGUGACAUGAAGCACUGGUUGGUCGAGCACGGUGCCAUCAAGAGUGAUGCGCAAGUUCAGAAAGAUGAGGUAUGUCGCAGCACGUCAUCUUUCCCCAUUCCAUCGUGUGAGAGCGCGCUGACAAGACGGUGUCGUUCUAACCAUCAGGUCACGAGCCUUUUCACCAAACACUACUCUAAGGUCGCAGACAAGUCGGCGGCCUAUAUCUCGUGGAGUGACAACCGCAUCCGCGGAUGGCUCCGACAACAUGGCGUCCCCAUCAAGCUGGGCAACUCGCGCGAAGAGCUCUUGCAGCAAAUGCGUGAACAUUGUGAGUAGCACUUCUCGCGGGAUGGUCAGUCGGACAAAUAUCGUACUGACCUGUAUCGACACACCUCAGAUAUUUCAACGCAAGGUGGCAUCGGUUCGUGGGUCAGUGGAGCUGCUGGCGCCGUCGAGGGUGCGCUCGGCAACGUCGUUGACAUGCUCAAGGGCGUAGUCGGUGUCGCUCCUUCGUACGGCGAGGAGGCCCGUCUCAAGGCCAAGUACGCCGACUCGCAAGCACAACAGAUCUACGGCACUGCUAGCAAUUCCGGUACUUCCAUCCUCGCACAAGUCACCGACAGCAUCUCGUCUGCGGCGUCGCGAGCCACCGCAGUUGCCUCUAACGCUUACGUCGAUGCCUCGAAGUCUUUGGCAAGUGGAUGGAGCGUUGCGGGUGCAUCACUUUCCUCGGCUGCCUCGGUGGCUUCGGCUUCAGCCUCUUCUGCAUCGUCCGUCGCGAGCAAGUCGGCGUCGGCGAGCGCCCACGCUGCCGGUCUGGCCCCCUCUCAAGCUUACGCCGCCGCCACCUCGGCCGGCAACCAGGCCGCGUCGUCCGCCUCGUCUUUGGCGUCGGGUGCUUCCGCCAGUCUUUCGUCGUACCUUGCCGACACAUCCGCCUCAGCGUCUUCGCUCGCUGCCCAAGCCAGUUCGAGUCUCAACUCCGCCUACUCUCAAGCCAGCAGGAGCGCUGCCUCAGCCGCCGAUGCCGCUAGCAAAAGCGUGUCCAAGAGCGCUUCGUCCGCUGGCUUGAAGCCUACCCAGAUCUACGAGGCGGCCUCCAAGACCGCCGCUUCCGCCGCUUCUUCGGCCAGCUCGGCCGCCAGCGUCGCUUCCGCUUCCAUGAGCUCCUACGUUUCGGAGCAGUCCGCUUCCGCUAGUAGCGCCGCCGUUCGAGCCUCUUCGUCGUUCGCCUCUGUUCUCUCGAGUGCCAGCGCGAGUGCCGAAUCGGCUUCGUCCGUCGCGUCUGCUUCGAUCUCUUCGGAACUGUCCCGACAAGGAGUUGACCCGUCCUCGAUCUCGAAGAGCGCGAGCUCCGCGGGCAGCGUAGCGCAGAAGAGCGCUUCGGGUGCUCUCGCCAGUGCCACCUCAAGUUACUCGUCGUGGUCGUCCUCGGCUGCGGCUUCGGCUUCCUCCGCGGCAAGCGUCGCUUCGGCUUCGUACGCUUCGCAGGCAUCUGAUCUCUCCAAGUCGGCCAACACAGCGUCUUCGUCGGCUAGCAAGAGUGUCAGCUCGGCCAUGCACGCCGCUGGCUACGAUCCGUCCACCAUCUCCAAGUCCGCCUCUUCGGCCGGUUCGGUUGCCGAGAAGUCCGCUUCAAGUCUCGCUUCUUCGGCUUCAUCGGCGCUGAGCUCGUACCACAGCCAGGCAAGCAAGUCGGCCAUCGCCGCGUCCAAGACGAUGUCGUCUAUUUACUCGGUCGCUUCGGCCUCGGCCAAGAGCGCUGCAUCGGUGGCAAGCUCGUCCGCCUACAAGGUCGCUACCAAGGCCGGUGUUGACACUAAGGCCGCUGCGUCGACCGCCAGCGCGGUCAGCAAGUCGAUCUCUUCGGCCGCAUCAGUCGCCAGCAAGAGCGCCAGCUCGGCACUCUCCCAGGCAAGCAAGGUAGCUCACCAAGAACUUUGA